AUGUCAGACGGUCGCAAAGAAUAUGUCGCUCAUAGGGAGGAGAUUCUCCUUUCAAUUAAUAAAUUAGAGUUGACUCUACUUCAAGAAGGGAUGAGUUACCUAGACAUUAUCACUAUUUAUCACAACACCAACGCCUUAGAAUUUACUAACCACAAACCAACACCUCGAUACCCUACUCAUCAAAAAAUGACUCUUUUAGAAAGUGCCCCGAUAUUACUCCAACUGAAAUUAGAGAGGGAAAAGGAACAGCAAUGCCUUGAUAAAGCUACAACAGAAAUCAUUUUAGCUCGAGCAACAACAGAAACCGCCAAAAAAGGAAUCAAAUUAACUCCACUGGCAUAUGAAGAAAUAGUCAAAGUACUUUCCCAGAGUAAAGAAGUUUUUCAUUGGGUGAAAAAGAAAGCAAAUUAUGUGGUGCGUGUUGAAGAAUAUGAGUUCCUCAAUUACUUCUGUGAUAAAAAUAACACGCCCUCACACUCCAUCAAAAAGGUCCGUAAAAUCGCACGCACGACUAUGCGCACGUACUUCGACAUUAUCCGGUCUUCCGGGAAGAAUUAUUGGAUUAUAGGCGAGUCUCCCGCGAAGUAUGGGAGUGUCAAGUAUUGUAAAGCGACGCCAAAAAUAGUUUAA
Messenger RNA from Entamoeba invadens IP1, 630 nucleotides. RefSeq lists its product as hypothetical. The record is from RefSeq and is a predicted model, not a curated record. The coding region runs from base 1 to 630 and encodes 209 amino acids. Lineage: Eukaryota; Evosea; Mastigamoebida; Endamoebidae. The transcript has a single exon.